Messenger RNA from Aegilops tauschii subsp. strangulata, 735 nucleotides. Lineage: Eukaryota; Viridiplantae; Streptophyta; Magnoliopsida; Poales; Poaceae. The record is from RefSeq and is a predicted model, not a curated record.
ACACAUUACACGCGCACCACCACCACCACCACCGCACCAGCUCCGUGCCACCAGCCAUUGCUGGGGCGGUAUAAAGGGCGGGGAGCAGAGGACGGCCCACGGCGCGUCCGCUCAGCAUGGGGUGGCUCCGCUCCCUCGUCUCCCCGCUCAGGAAGCUCUGGUGCAACAUCAACACCGUGCCAAGGAAGAAGAGAGGGAUCUACAUCCUGUACGACGACGUCAAGUCGUGCCAGUGCGAGGACGUGCACGUGCUCUGGUCCAUCCUCGUCGAGUCCCACGGCCUGCCGCCGCCCACGCCGCCGGUGCUCCGGCUCACGCGGUGACCGGAACGCGUCGGACGGCGGCUGGCUGGCAUCGGCGCGGCGCUCCCCCGGAAUAAGGAACGGCCGGCGCGGUGUCGCCGUGGCUCCAUGGGAGGUGAACCAGUAACAGUAUAGUAGUAGUAGCAUAUGAUGAUUCUGAUGUAAAGAGCACAUAGGAGUUGUUGUUUACAGUUCAUCUGGCCUUCGUCCAGCGCCUCUUUUGGAGCUGCUGCUGGGACGAGAGAGCGAGGCUGCUGCUGCGUUUGCGGCUUCUUGACGAGUGUGGUGAUGGGCUUCUUCGAGCGCACCCCUCUUUUGAGUUUUGAUUGAUUCAGGCGUCGUUUUCUGUCGAGAGUCGAGACUGCACUUGGAUGCAGCUCUUUAAUUCAUCCCCAUUACCAGGGACAAAAAAGAAAGGAAUCUUCAGCAAUUA